Microplitis mediator is the source of this 2304-nucleotide messenger RNA. RefSeq names its product odorant receptor 2a-like. NCBI's taxonomy places the organism in Eukaryota, Metazoa, Arthropoda, Insecta, Hymenoptera, Braconidae. The record is from RefSeq and is a predicted model, not a curated record. The transcript is spliced from 3 exons. Gene Ontology annotation, biological process: detection of chemical stimulus involved in sensory perception of smell; sensory perception of smell. Gene Ontology annotation, cellular component: plasma membrane. Gene Ontology annotation, molecular function: olfactory receptor activity; odorant binding. The coding region runs from base 488 to 1687 and encodes 399 amino acids.
AAUAAGAAAAGUAAAUUUUAUAAAACUUCAAGUUUAAUAAAUUUUCCAACUCGCUGAAUCCAAAUUUAAAGUUAAAGUUGACUCGAAACAUUUUUAUAUCGCCACUUAAAUUUGAAAAGCUUGAGCGCUUAGCCCAACACUACCAAGACGCCCGAUAAGUACAUAUAUUGUCAUUGAAAAAUCGAUUCCCUACAAUGUAAUAGUGAAGCUUAAGAUUGAAUCUAUUCGAUACAACCGGUCACAAGAAACUGAAUCGUCUUCAGUGACAGAAAAAUUAAAUUCUACAAUGCGCAUAUGCAAACUUUAUUAUUAAUAUAUACACAUUUAUGCAAAUAGUCGUGUGGAAUAUACGAUGGCUGAAUUUCUUUGUACCCCAUAUGUCACAAUAUAUCGUCGUCUAAAAAUAAAACCGGACUUCUAUACGUUCUGAGAAAAAAUAAUAAUAUCUCGAGCAUUAAAAAAAAAAUCGCAAGACAAAACAUUGAACAUGAGGAAGAAAACACUGAAUGAACCGAUAAAUUGGACUGAAGAUUCAAUAAACGCUUUAGGAUUGUACAAAAUAAUAACCCAAAUAAUUUGUUCGUGGCCACUUGAGCCGCGUAAUAUUUACUGGAAAAUACGUAUCACUCUAUUGCUUAUUUUUUUGGUUAUCUCGGGUUUUAUUUUAAGCGAAGAAUUGUUCGAUCACUGUGGCCCUACUGGUGACAUUGUUUUUAUAUUCGGUCUUUUUAUAAGCACCCUAUCAGCAGUAUCAAAAAUAAUAUUACUAAAUAUCUAUCAUGACAACAUGAUAAUUAUAAUCGAUAACAUAAUUAAUGACUGGUGGGACGCUAAAGAUAACGAUUAUUUGAAAGCAAUAAUGCGUAAAUAUUCAUCUUUAAACCGCUUAUUAUUUUACAUGAUAUUAACACCUUUGUUAAUUUAUAUAUUUAAAAUAUCAAGUGAACGAAUACCUUAUACAACUAUGAUUGAUAAUGUUACUGUAUUAAUACGAACAACUCCAGUAAGUUCUGAAUGCUGGAAUUACGCAAAUACGCCUGUAAUUAUUUACAUAACACGGUUUGUUUCCCGUAUUAUUGAAUGUUGUAUUUACAAUAUCGCAAGCGGCGGAGUAGAUUUGUAUUUUUUUGUGAUAGCUAUGCAUAUUUGUGGACAAGUUGAAAUAAUAAGUUUACGUUUUCAAAAAUUUUAUUUAAACAAUCAAAUUUUUGACAGAAAUAAAUUAUUGGUGAUUAUUAACCGGCAAAAAUGUUUAUUGGAGUUGAUUGAUUGUCUGCUCGAUGCUUUUGAAUUUUUAAUGCUCGUUGUAUUGCUUUCAUCAACAAUUCAAUUAAAUGUUAUUGCCUAUACUGUGCUUUUUUAUAUGAAAGAAAAUAAUAUUAAAGCAGCUAUCGAGAUAACAAGUGGAACAUUUUUUUAUGUUUUUACGGAGCUAUAUAUUUAUUGCUACAUUGGUGAUAAAUUGUCAUCACAAAUUGAUAAAUUAUGUUUUGCUGUUUACGAUUGUUGUUGGUAUAAUUUUCCAAUUAAUGCGCUCAAAGAUAUUGUCUUCGUGAUGAUGAAGAAUAAUCGAGGAUUCAGUUUAACGGCGGGUAAAAUUUACGUUAUGAAUUUAGAAAAUUUCAAAAAUAUUGUUAAGACAAUGGGUUCAUUUUUUUCUGUUAUGAGACUAAUGGUUUAUAAAUGAAAAAGAAAAUUUUUGUUCAAAUAACACUAGGAAAAUAAAGACUUUUAAUAACAGACUACACACUGUGAUGGCGAAUUCCAAGUGAAGAUUGGCUGCAUGAGCUGACGGCUAGAGCUGUAACCAUUAUCUCAAAUCAUGUUUUAUAUCUGCCAGGUUAUUGUUUCAAUAAUUACCUGCAUUGAGACUCAAAAUUUUAUUGUUUUGAGUAAAAUGAAAAAAAAAAAAAUUUAAUACUAGUAGAGCAUCAGAGUAUGAGCAAACUAAAUUGUCGACUUCGUCAUAAGUUAAAGUGUCAUUUAUUUAUUUUAAGACUUAUUACAACACAAGUUGUAAUGCAAGUAAUAUGAAAAUAUACUUACACAGUGCAUUUUUAAUGCAACUGCUUUAAAUCCUAACAAAAAGACCGAAAAAUAUCUAUAUUGAAACUAGAAUCCUAAAAAAUUCAAGACUUGCCUAUAUUUUAAGCAAUAAUUAUUCCGCGCUCAUUUCAAAUUACAUUUAAAAAAUAAAAAUAAACGUAUCAAUUAUUAAAAAAAUUUGAUCAGAAAAUACGAAUUAAUUAAAAGAAAUAAAUAAAUUCCUAGUAGCAUUUUUAGGGAAUUUUUUAUGUAAAUCUG